This is a messenger RNA of Pecten maximus, 5628 nucleotides long. Its product is annotated as alpha-L-fucosidase-like. The coding region runs from base 301 to 1683 and encodes 460 amino acids. The record is from RefSeq and is a predicted model, not a curated record. Gene Ontology annotation, cellular component: lysosome. The transcript has 8 exons. Lineage: Eukaryota; Metazoa; Mollusca; Bivalvia; Pectinida; Pectinidae. Gene Ontology annotation, biological process: glycoside catabolic process; fucose metabolic process. Gene Ontology annotation, molecular function: alpha-L-fucosidase activity.
CAAUCGCAACAUCUCGGGGAAAUUUCCGGCAACACUCGGAAAUCUACUCAAAUUUCCCCGAGAUGUUGCGAUUGCCAUUGGUUGAGCCACAGUUUUGACAUGCGCAUUGUCACUUCUUGUUUCUCAGCACAUGCGCAUCUCUAACCAAAGUGCGUCGUAAUUACAUAAAUACUCGCUUGUCAACAAAAGGUUAGCUGCAGGAUUUGAUAAACAGGACGUCUACUUUGAAUCAAGAACUCCAAUGUCGCUUAUAAGAUAAUUGUUAUUAUCAUAGUCUAGCAAGUACUGGAUACGUGAAUCAUGUCGGGGGUUCUUAAUAUCACAACACUACUGGUUUUGUGUGCGAGUAUUGGAUUGAUAUGUAGCACCAAGUAUACUCCGGACUGGGCAUCUUUGGAUUCCAGGCCCCUGCCAGCAUGGUUCGAUGAGGCCAAGAUUGGAAUCGAACUCCAUUUCGGGGUAUUUUCUGUACCCGCCUUUGUCGGCGAAUGGUUUUGGUACGAAUGGCAGACCUCCAAGAGUCCCUCCAUUGUCAAAUUCAUGAAGCAAAAUUACCCACCUGAUUUUACCUAUGCUGAUUUUGCACCAAAAUUUACAGCCGAAUUUUACAACCCGGAACAAUGGGCGGACAUCGUAAGCGCCUCUGGUGCGAAAUAUGUUAUUCUGACAACCAAGCACCACGAAGGUUUUACCAACUGGCCCUCCAAUGUCUCGUGGAACUGGAACUCCAUGGAUGUUGGACCUAGACGGGAUAUUGUUGGUGAACUGGUGGAUGCUGUGAAGAAGAAGCCAGGUUUGCACUUUGGAGUUUACCAUUCCUUGUAUGAGUUCUAUCACCCACUAUACCUCCAGGACAAAGCCAAUGGAUACAAAACGCAGGAAUUCAUCAAGCGUAAGACAAUGCCAGAAAUGUAUGACCUGGUCAACAGAUACAAACCUGAGAUUAUCUGGUCAGACGGAGAUUGGGAGGCAAAAGAUACCUACUGGAAUUCAACAGAAUUCAUUGCCUGGCUGUACAAUGAAAGCCCAGUGAAGGAUACAGUGUUGGUGAAUGACCGAUGGGGUAGUAAUACCAGAUGUCUCCAUGGUGGAUACUGGAACUGUCGUGACAGAUACAAUCCACGAGUUCUUUUAAAGCACAAGUGGGAGAACAUUAUGACAAUGGACAAGAAAGCGGGGGGAUAUCGACGAGAAGCUGAUCUCGAUGAUUACUUCACCAUGGAAGAAUUGAUAGAGAACAUUGUUUCAACUGUCAGUUGUGGUGGUAAUAUCCUGAUCAACAUUGGUAUAACCCAUGAUGGACGUGUGAUUCCUAUUUUUGCGGAACGACUCAAACAGAUGAGUCAAUGGCUGGAUGUUAAUGGCGAGGCUAUCUACGCCACCAAACCCUGGACACACCAGAAUGAUACUAUCACAUCUGGUGUCUGGUACACUUCAAAGAAAACGGACACUGGGAGAGAUGUAUAUGCUAUAGUGCUGGACUGGCCAACUGAUAAUGAGCUCUUCCUGGGAUCACCUGAGUUGACCUCAGACACGGUUGUGCAUCUAGUCGGAUACUCGGGUGAAAUAAGUUUGAAAAGAGGAACAAAAUCUGGAGUUGUAGUACAAAUCCCCAACAUUCCAUACAGCAAAAUGCCAUGUCAGUGGGCUUGGGUCUUCAAAUUUUCAAAUCUCAAAUUUUAAAGUUAUUUUGUACUGGCGACAUUUUUACAAUCUGAUCAAAAUCAGCUGUAACAUGGCUACAUUUAAUAUAUACUUCGCCUGACAGGCGUAGUACAUAGUAAAAAUAGCAAUGUAACAGCUGAUUUUAAUCAGAUUGACAUUUUAUUCACAUUUACCUAUCUUGGUAUGGUUAGAAGGAAAAAAAUGAAGAUAAUCUUCAUUUCAUGAAAACAACUUCAAUUGGGAAUGGGGCCCAUAAAUGGCCAGAAAAAGCUGUCUUUAUGAAAAAAAUUUUUUUUAGUAUGUAAUUUUGUCACUUAGUGUAAAAAAGUGGUCUCAUAUUAUUUACUUCUGUUACUUUUGGUAAAAGGCUGUCUAGCAUUAUGUAAUUCUGUCAUUUUGUGAAAAAAUGUUGUCUUAUAUCAUAUACUUCUGUCAUCUGCACAUGUAAUCCAGCUUUAGUUUUUGAGUAUAGUUGUUAAAUAAGGUUUUGGGUGCGAGAAGUUUUAAUAUAGUGGAACUUCUUUAAACCGAUGAUGCCCAGUGCAUGAAAAUUGGGACAUUUUAGAUAGGGUGUGGAGAAGUGAAUCUAUUCUGACUGGUCAGGAUCGGGGUAAUAUUGAUUAAAAAGACAUUUUCUAUCCUUGAAACAGUGGUAAUAUUAUGGAUGUUAAUGAAUAAAAAAAAAAGCUAACCAAAUAAGUUCUAGUACUGAUUGCAAAAUUAAAUGUAUGCCAUGAUUAUAUAAUUUCACAAUGGUUUCAUUGGUAAAGACCUGCAUCCUGACUGUCGCUACACCUCUGUGCUAUAGGGUAUGAAAAGGAGUGUUUAUUUCAUUGCAACUUUAACGGCUUUACCAAGAAAAGUUCGUAGAACUAUAAUUUAAACAUUAACCAGUUCCUACCAAUAUUUUUCAUGACAUCGAUAUGGCAUUUUAAAAUGGUCUAAUGUUUUCUUUCUUAUCAUAUGCAAUCAUAUCAAGAGCUGACCGGUUUUGAGAAGGAUUAGUUUCAGGAAGUUGCACUGUAUAAGAUAUUUUCCAGUGCAAGAUAUUUUGUGAUAUACAUUUGUAUUAUAUAUUCUGGUUCAAUUGUUACUUAUGAUGUGCCUUUCAUAUCUUAUUACAGAGUUGAAUUAUCAUUGUUAUUUUACCUAUGUAGAGCCUACUUUUCAUAUGCAUGUAAGUUAUCAGUGAAAUAUUGGAGUCCCAUUAUAGAAUAUGUCUGUUAUACCCUAGUUUCCAAACUCAGUACUAUGGAAGAUGUGUGUUUCAAGUACAGUUUUCAAGUUACAUGGCGACUCGCACUGCAUUGCAUGAUGAUUGUCGAAGCUGAUUAUGAUGAGGUUAUUUUGUACUGAUUGUAUUCUGUACUGACCUCUAUGAACCACAAACAGGAGAGUAAAAAGUAUUUGCGGUUCUGAUAGUCAUCUUGAUAUGUUGGUGAUCACUAGGUUUACAUAUUAAUGAUACACUUAUGUUGGGUAAGUUAAUGACUUAUGAGUUAAGGUAAUGUGAUUCUUCUUAGUAUACAAUCAAAAUUGACUUAAUGUUCCAGUAACCUUAUGUUCUUAGUAUACAAUUCAAUAUUGAUCUUAACAUUCCAGUUCAGUUAACUUUAUGUUCUUAUUAUACAAUCAAUAUUGAUCUUAACAUUCCAGUUCAGUUAACUUUAUGUUCUUAGUAUACAAUCAAUAUUGAUCUUAACAUUCCAGUUCAGUUAACUUUAUGUUCUUAGUAUACAAUCAAUAUUGAUCUUAACAUUCCAGUUCAGUUAACUUUAUGUUCUUAUUAUACAAUCAAUAUUGAUCUUAACAUUCCAGUUCAGUUAACUUUAUGUUCUUAGUAUACAAUUCAAUAUUUAUCUUAACAUUUCAGUUUACUUUAUGUUCUUAGUAUACAAUUCAAUAUUUAUCUUAACAUUCCAGUUAAAUUUAUGUUUAUAGUAUACAGUCAAUAUUGAUCUAAAUAUUCCAGUAACUUCAUGAGUGUGUUAGAGUGGCUACAUAUUCCAGUACUUGUGAUACUGUUGUGGAGGUUGGCUAGAUCCUGUAAAGGUUUGUUUAGAGGAAGUUAUAUGGAUUGUAUCAGCAUUCUUUUUAUAGACUUUUUUCAUUCAAUAUGAUAUAUAAAAUCUGUGUCUCAUUUGAUGAUUUGAUGUGAAAUAUUGCAUAAUAGAGGGUGAAGAAACUUAAAUGCAUUUUGUUUUUAUUUUAAUAGAAAUUUAUAUUUUUUCAUUAUUUUUUUUAUAUAAUUUUUCAACUCUUACAGCUUAUAAUUAUUUCUAUAUGAAUGAGUUACAAAUCCAGGACAUGUUUUCCUUGGUAACAGGAAUCUCACUAUGUGAUAUGAAAUUAAUUUUGUGGUAAAAUAAUUAUUCCAAUAAAUGGCCUUUGUCGAUUUUGUCAAAAAUACGGGGUUGCACAUCUGAAUUAUUUAUAUAAAGAUAUAAAAAAAUGUGUUUACAUGUCUAGAUCAUAAUGUAAAGCUGUACCUUUGAUAUAACAUUUUUGUUUGUUUCUAAAAUAAAUGACCUUUACCUGCUUUGUUAGUCCCUGAGUGGAAGAAUGUGUUCUCUAUCUAUUAAAUUUAUCCACUACCAAUAUAUGUAGUCUGGUUGUGACAACAUUUAAGAAUAUGUGUGAUGCAUACUCAUUGGCCUCCUUGUCUCUAUACCUAUACAGGUAUAUUGCUAUACCUGGUACAAUUAUAAUAACAAGAGAUGCUCAUAUUGUAACUUUUGAAGAGUCAUUUGAAACAAUCAUAUGCUACAAAGUUUGGAAUCUAGAGAAAUUAUAUACAUUUAGUUGGAGAAUCUCUUUUAUUUUUAAGAGCUAUGAUCUGGUAAGACUCCAAGAAUGUAGAAUUCCAUUUGCCCGACUUCCUGGGCUUUAUUAGUCUGUGGGCUUGUGAAAAAUUCCUGUUACAAAUCUGCAUAAGCUAAUCUGUUUUCUGCAUUAAAAGCCAGCCAGUUUCUGUACAUAGUUCUGAUAGCUGUAGACAUGACAAUAGGUCCGACUAAUAAGAUGUUUACAACCACAGGUGAUUGACAUCGAUAUUAAGAAUUCAAGUGCACAGGUGACCCUUAUUUAAACUCAAGUUAACUGACAAGUCGAGAAAGUUACACAUUAGUUUGAUUAUGAAGUGACAUUUAAUGAUCAUAUCACUUAGAUUAUUUAGACUUAUGAAUCUUAUUAUAAAUCAAGUUAAUGUUGUAACUGUUUGUAUCUGUUUUGAUAGAUGUGAUAUGCACAGUGUAUUCACAUAGCAGAUGUGAUCAUCUCAAAUUAAGAAACUGUUGGCAUUCUAUAUAGGAUAGAAAAUCUUGAUAUCAUGUGAAAGCUUCUAAUUACAAUUACAACAUUGUAAAUUUAUAAAUCAAAAUUUCAACUCUGUUUGCCUUACAAGAUUCCUCCAUCUAAUUAAAAUGUGACUUGUAAUAUCUGCUCCUCUGCAAUACUUUACGAUACUUUUCAAUACAGUGUAUCAUAGAGGAGUGGACAUUACAAGUCUAAGUUUCCUGUGAUUAUAAUUUCAAGCUUAACGUGAUAUUAAUUCCAUUACUAUUGGCACCUUUUGUUGAAAUCCAAUUCAUAUUUUGCUUGCUAUAAGUGUUUUUACUCAAGAUAUUUAACUUGACUAUGUACAACCAGUACAAUAAAAUUCCAUGUAUUUUGUAUAUUUUUAAAUAUUAUAUCGUGUAAACUUGUACUUAACAGUUAAUAUCUUUCAAAAUAGUUAUGACUUACCAGAUAAAAUACUGAACAAUAUCAAACUUGUUUAAAUUUUAAUUUUGAUAACCCAGUUCUGAUUGAUUCUGUUGAAGAAACUAAAUUAUUAUACUCAGAUUUGAUUAUAUGCUCACAAUAUCUAUUUUUUUAUUCUAUGCAAAUUCUCUAUACAUACUAUAAAUUUAUGCAUGUACUUGAUAUAAACAUCACAAUAAAAUUUAAUUUUCCUGAUAAGAA